This is a messenger RNA of Owenia fusiformis, 1505 nucleotides long. The record is from the annotation of a GenBank genome assembly. Lineage: Eukaryota; Metazoa; Annelida; Polychaeta; Sabellida; Oweniidae.
GGCUAUAAACCAACCAUAUUCUACCCUAAGAGACCUAACAAGCCACUGUUUGUAAACCUUGUGAACCAAUGUGAGAAAUUUGACAUCCCGUUUCUCUCCUACAUCCCUGCAGAGACGAGCCUUCUUAAAGAUCACUACAAUUUCAUCAUCGAUGCCUUGUUUGGCUUCAGCUUCAAGGGUCCAGUAAGACCAGAGUUUGCAGAGAUUCUAGAAAGACUUCAGCAACUGGAGACACCUAUAUGUAGCAUUGAUGUACCAUCAGGUUGGGAUGUUGAGGACGGUGAUCCAGCAGGAUUGAAACCAGAGUUUCUCAUUUCUUUAACGGCGCCGAAAAAAUGUGCAAAAUUAUUUACAGGCAAGUAUCAUUACCUGGGUGGAAGAUUUGUGCCUCCUGCACUCGCUCAGAAAUAUAACCUGAUGCUGCCUAAGUAUCCUGGCACAGACUGCGUCAUUGAGUUGCACACACAGGGACUAGCGCCAUCUAACCAUGAUUUAGGUCUAGCAGAGUCUGCAGCGUUGUCAUCAGAAAUUGAAAACGGCGAAAAAAGUUUAAGUGAGAAAUGACUAGAAUGUGGAUCGAGAUUGUAAAAUGAUUUUUGAACUGUAAAUAUUAGCUGAGCUAAUACUUCCUUGUAGAUCUCAUUAAAGAAUUUAGAAUUUAUUAAGGCACAGCCAUUGUGUUAUCAGGGCAUGGCCAAACUAUAAUUAUACAAACUACAUUUAUACAGUCACAUUAAUCUACAAAGAUAUUGUGUUGUGAUGGUUGCGAUGUUAUAGAUUUCUUUCUUAAAGCACAUUUCAAUGAAAUGAUUUGUAUGACAUAAUGUAUAGGAACUUGUUUUCCUCAGUCAUGUUAGAAAAUAUACAGUAAAACCUGAGUUAGUGUACACAUCUCUCUAGUGAACACCUAUUAACAGUGAACGUUUUUAUUCGGCAAAACCUUUUUCUCCCAUUGACUCCCAUGUUAAAGUGCAAUCCUAUAGUGAACACCUACCAACUAUGAACAGUGAACACUAAACCCUGGCAAAAUCAAUUGAAUUAUCCUGUCUCUAGUGAACAUUGAAUCAGAUAUAAGAUUUCUCGCCGAUUUUCUGCAACUGCCUUAUCAGAGUUAAGCAGUUUAUGUUUAUAUUACCUGCCAAAAAUAAUUAAAAGGUCAAUUUGAGAUCUUGAUCUCUUCUAUUGAAACAGGUGUGACUAAUUAUAAUUCUUAAUAAGCUUUGUUUUUGUUACAAAGGAUAUGCGUCUGGGAUUGAUUGCUUGGAGAUAAUCUGGUUAACUAUUAUUACCUCUAUCUGCUAAGUCCCAACUUGAUCUUUUUUCUCAUCCCGUCAAUUUAAUAAAACGAUUGGAUCAAAAUUAUAAUUCAUAAUCAUUUCACUAUUAACUGCAUCUAUCAUGUCCAUUAACUAAUUCAAUAAAGUCCUUUAACUGACUCAAAUGUCUCAAAAAUUCCACUUUUUAAAGGACCAUCAUGGGUAGAAAAUACAAUUUAAAUUUAUUAU